AACUUCCCCGUGCCGAGUCACUGGAUAUCACUGCCCUCCUCGGGUUGCACCCUGUUUUCCCGAGAGACAGAAAAACAUAACCACCGGACGGAUUGUCUCGCAUCUGCUCCUCCCCCCAGAUGGAAAAUGAUGCGCAAUCCAUGGAAAAAUGCCCAAAGAGAAAAUUGAAACAUAUAUCGCAUCAUUGUUUUGCCAGUCGGGGUGGGAAUGAACUUGACUCGGUUGGAAAGAGGGUGACUCCUGGACAAAAGGAGAGCGCUUAAAGGAGCAGUCCUUAGUUGGUCGAGGAUCUCUCAGCUGGAUACAGCGGACGGCUCUUUUUUUCUUCACUUCGCCGGAGAGUGACUGUUUUGUGUGUGAGUUUGCUUGUGAAUCUCAACAAUUUCUCGAUAACCUGCUGACCCUUAAAAAGUCCGAGACUAUUUUAUGUGAAUUGUGGGAUGCAGUGUCUCUAAUUCUCCCAUGAAAAUCAGUCGUUUUCUCUGUCUGUUCACCCACAAGGCAUUUUGCGCGCUCGCGCUUCCUCGCAUUCCUUGAAACGCUGACAAUGGCGACGCUGUUGUUCCUUAAUAUGCGAUGAAUCUCAGACUUGUGCAGUGAUAAGAGUGAAGUGUGAAAAGGAUAUUUUUGUUGAAAAGUGAAAGAGCCCUCCAGAAUGCCCACCACAGGACUCGCCAAGAUAGGAGUGCAGGACCACAGGAAUCUGAUUGAGUGGUCCGAGGCGAACAACAAUACGCUCUCCAAUGCGGACGCCCUUCCGAUCGAUAUGCGCUUCAAUGAUGGACACAUCCUGUCCAUCUUUGGCUACAGCUUCCUCAUGGUGGCGUCCACCAUUGGUAACGUGACGGUUCUGGUGCUGCUCAUCCGGAAGCGCCUCAAGGCCUCCUCACGCAUCGACGCCAUGCUGAUGCACCUGGCCAUCGCCGAUCUGCUGGUCACGUUCCUGCUCAUGCCUCUGGAGAUCGCUUGGGCGUACACAGUCCAGUGGUAUGGCGGAGAUUUGCUCUGUCGCGUCAUGUCCUUCUUCCGCACUUUCGGACUCUAUCUCUCUGGCUUUGUCCUGGUGUGCAUCUCACUGGAUAGAUACUACGCGAUCCUGCGGCCGCUCAACUUCUCGGGCAUUGAUCGUCGCGGGCGCGUGAUGCUGCUCACGGCGUGGGUGAUGUCCGUGGUGUGCAGCGCCCCGCAGGCCUACAUCUUCCACGUGGAGGUGCACCCCAACGUGACGUGGUAUCACCAGUGCGUCACGUACCACUCCUUCGGCAACAGCCAGACGCUCGAGGUGCUCUACAGCGUCUCCACCGUCAUGUUCAUGUACGGCCUGCCUCUAGUCAUCAUCAUCUUCUGCUACGCCUCCAUCUACCUGGAGAUCUACCGGAAAACCAAGAGCACCAUCGCCGUCACUUUUCGCCGCUCCAGCAGCACAGUUCUAGGCAGAGCGAAGCGACGCACCCUCCGGAUGACCAUCACCAUCGUCAUAGUGUUCGUGGUGUGCUGGACUCCGUAUCAUAUCAUGUGCUUCUGGUACUUCAUGGAUCGCAACAAUGCCCAGAAUGUGGAUCAGCGCCUACAGAAGCUACUCUACUUGUUUGCCUGCACCAAUUCCUGCAUGAAUCCCAUCGUGUAUGGCAUCUAUAACAUCCGUCGCAAGCGCGAUCGCGUUAUCGUCAACCAGCUGAGCUCGCUGUCCAAGCGCUCCGAGGGAAGCACCCGGAAAAGUAUAUCAUGACGCCGCGCACUUGCUCAAGCAUCAGACUAACAUCCCUCCUUUCUUGCAUGCCGCCAGUGAGAUUCUGAAGGCUUCCCCGCGAGCCGCUGAAAUAAAUGUGUUGUUCACUUGCCAAGGAAAGACUUUUCUCUUCUUGUGGCCCUCCUUUAUUUCUCUUAUUCUCCUUCUUCUCACUUGCUGUCCUCCUCACCACAUUGUCAAUGUCUCUAGAGUUGGUUAUUCUUUCUCUCCUCAAAAACACCUACACGAAAGGAUUUGAUCGGAAAAUUACACAGAAAAAUUGAUAAAUUGGAACAACUCUC
Phlebotomus argentipes is the source of this 2031-nucleotide messenger RNA. RefSeq names its product adipokinetic hormone/corazonin-related peptide receptor variant I (gene AkhR). NCBI's taxonomy places the organism in Eukaryota, Metazoa, Arthropoda, Insecta, Diptera, Psychodidae. The transcript has 5 exons. Gene Ontology annotation, molecular function: vasopressin receptor activity; adipokinetic hormone receptor activity; peptide binding. Bases 656 to 1729 code for a protein of 357 amino acids. The record is from RefSeq and is a predicted model, not a curated record. Gene Ontology annotation, cellular component: membrane. Gene Ontology annotation, biological process: G protein-coupled receptor signaling pathway.